CUUCCGGGCGGGACCCCGCCCAAGUUCCUCUCUUGUGUGUUUUACCCUGUGGGUUCCUGGUCUUCUGUGUGCGUCCGGAUGCUGCGUGGCCGCCCGAGACCGGCCUUCCCCUUCUUGCCUCCGGGUGGAAGCGUCCGGGAGGGGUGACGGAGGACCGCGUGGCACCUGGCGCCGGGGCAGCGGCCCCCGACGGUCUGGCGGCCCCGCGCCCCCCGUCGUGCCCCGCGCGCCCGCGGCCGGCCGACUCCCCUCGGGGCGCGCGUGGUCUCCCAGGGCAUGUGGCCCGGGCCCAGCGCUUCCGCUUCUCGGAGGAGCCGGGCCCGGGAACCCAGGGGACCGUCCUGGAGGUCCGCGUCCCGCAGGUCCUCCAUCUCCAAUAUGGAAUGUACGUUUGGCCCUGUGCUGUAGUUCUGGCCCAGUACCUGUGGUUUCACAGAAGACGUCUGCCGGGCAAGGCUGUCUUAGAGAUUGUACCAAUAAAGGACUAAAAACCAUGUUGGAAGCAUCCCUAAACUACUUCCCUGUACAUUCCAAUGAAACUAUUGGAGCUGGAGUGAGCCUUCCAGGAAUUUUGGCUGCAAAAUGUGGUGCUGAAGUAAUACUGUCAGACAGCUCAGAGCUACCUCAUUGUCUAGAAAUCUGUCACCAGAGCUGCCAAAUGAAUAAUCUGCCAUGGGUGCAUGUUAUAGGACUGACAUGGGGUCACAUCUCUCAGGAUCUUCUGGCCCUCCCACCGCAAGAUAUCAUCCUUGCAUCUGAUGUAUUCUUUGAACCAGAAGACUUUGAAGAUAUCUUAAGUACGGUAUACUUUCUGAUGCAGAGGAACCCCAAGGUUCAAAUGUGGUCCACAUACCAGGUUAGGAGUGCUGACUGGUCACUUGAAGCUUUGCUCUACAAGUGGGAUAUGAAAUGUGUCCAUAUUCCUCUGGAGUCUUUUGAUGCAGACAAAGAUGGUAUAGCAGAAUCUGCACUUCCAGGAAGACAUACUGUUGAAAUGCUGGUCAUCUCCUUUGCAAAGGACAGUCUCUGAGUUAAGCCUACAAGUUGUUCUGGGACCAUGUCAAUUUGAUUAGCAACCUGGCAACUAGCAUCAGGCUACUUCAUUCAGCGUCUUGAGAAAAAUGCAGUGGGCUUGAAGAUGGUCAAAUCUGUUGGCCUUUAAGAUUGUGAUGUGUCACCUAGACAACUUACAGGCAACAUAAUCAUGAAAAGAAUUAAAAAACACCUAUGCAAGAUGAAGGUCUGGUUC
Molecule: messenger RNA, 1249 nt
Organism: Sciurus carolinensis (gray squirrel)
Lineage: Eukaryota; Metazoa; Chordata; Mammalia; Rodentia; Sciuridae
Gene: Mettl23
Product: methyltransferase like 23
Exons: 6
Coding region: 494-1030 (178 amino acids)
Cellular component (GO): cytoplasm; nucleus
Source: RefSeq, a predicted model, not a curated record